Messenger RNA from Paramecium primaurelia, 1103 nucleotides. Lineage: Eukaryota; Ciliophora; Oligohymenophorea; Peniculida; Parameciidae. The record is from the annotation of a GenBank genome assembly.
AGACCUAAAAUGUUUGAUGGUCUUUUUACAUAUCCAACUUUAUGGGAGGUAUUGACAUAAGUUAAAGAUUUCAACAAUCGUACUGCUAAUCAAAGAAAUCCUAAUAAAAAACCAGUAGGUAUACUUUUAGAAAUUAAAGAUUAUGAAGUAUAUAUAUAUUAUAAUAUGACGUAGUAUCAUUUAGAAUAUGCAGGAGUAUCAAUUGUUUAAUUAGUAAUUAAUGAAUUAUCAAAAUUUGGUAUUGGGACCAUUAAAGAUUGUAAGAAUGUAGUUCCAAUUGUUAUUAUGAGUUUUGAUAUGAAUGCUAUAAAGGCAACAAGAGAAUUGACAGAUCUUCCAAGAGUAUUUUUAAUAAGUGGAUUACAAAAUUAACCAUCUGCAUUUUAUGCUGAAGCUACAAAGUAUGCAAACAUUAUUGGAGCUGAUUUAGCAUCAGUUUGGAAUUCAAAGACAUAAACAAUUUAACCAGAAGUUAAACUUAUAAAAGAUAAUUAAAUGAUGGUUUAUGCUUGGACAUUCUAAGAUGAUGCUAAUGGAACUUAAAAGAUGUUCAAUGCAACAAUUGCCAAAGACAUUUACUAUCAAGCAGUGAAAAUGAAUAUUCACGGUCUUAUUACAGAAUUUUCAGAUGUAGCAAUUUAGUAUGUUUAAUUAUAUUAAAAUUAAUGAAUAAUUAUCAAGAUGAAGAAAGUGGUUUCAAGAUUCAAGAGAAAAUUUAUACUUGGGGUCGUUUUCUAUUAUUCUUCUUAACUGGCCUUAUUCUAUUGAUAGUUUCGUUUCCUUUUUCAGGAUUUUUACUUGUCAACCCCUAUCCGUUUGUGCUAUUAUUCUCAUUAGGAUCAUUACUUAUUUUAAUAGCCAUAAUAUAGGUUACUGAAUACAAGACCAUCUUUAGUUAAGCUGGAACUGUAAUAUACUUCAUAGCUUUAUUAAGUGGUUUAUAUACAGGAGUAUUUAAGAUUGGAUAUUUGACAACAUUAGGAAUAAUGAUUGUAUAAAUAUUAGCACUCUUAUAUUUAAUGGCUGCACUUUUACCAGGAGGAUAAGCAGGAUUGAAAAAUUACAUACUCUCAAAAAUCAAAACAUGAUUAUACAUAAAAAUU